AUGUUAGUUCUGCCUGAUUCCAAAAUCAAAAACUCUACCUUUUUUCUGACUGGUUUCCCUGGACUUGAACAACAGUAUCCCUGGCUCUCCAUCCCUUUCUCCUGUAUCUAUGCUAUGGUACUGUCAGGGAACUGCCUGGUCCUCCAUGUGAUCUGGACUGAGCCAAGCCUGCAUGAGCCCAUGUUCUACUUUCUGGCCAUGCUGGCCCUUACUGAUCUGUGCAUGGGGCUGUCCACAGUACACACGGUUUUGGGGAUCCUAUGGGGACUCAGUCAGGAAAUAAGUCUGGAUGCCUGCAUUGCCCAAACCUUCUUUGUUCAUGGUCUGUCAUGCAUGGAGUCUGGAGUCCUUCUUGCUAUGGCCUUUGAUCGCUUUACUGCAAUACACAAUCCUCUGAGAUACACAUCCAUCCUCACCAAUACCCGAAUCAUCAAAAUUGGUGUGGCUAUUUUAGGGAGGAGUUUCCUGUUCAUUCUUGCUCCCAUUGUCCUACUGAAGUUCUUCCAUUAUUGCCAUUCCCACAUCCUCUCCCACUCUUUCUGCCUGCAUCAGGACCUACUCCGGCUGGCCUGCUCUGACAUUCGAUUCAACAGCUUCUAUGCCUUAGCCCUGGUAAUCUGCACCCUGUUUUUGGAUUCAGUACUCAUUCUCACCUCCUAUAUCUUGAUCCUCCACUCAGUCUUGGCUAUUGCAUCCCAGGAGGAGCAGCUCAAGUCAUUGCAGACCUGUGUCUCCCACAUCUGUGCAGUCUUGGUUUUCUACAUCCCAGUCAUCGGUCUGACUAUGGUGCACCGCUUUGGGAAGCACCUCUCUCCUGUAGUACAUGUCCUCAUGGGCAACAUCUAUAUACUUUUCCCACCCUUGAUGAACCCAAUUAUCUAUAGUGUCAAGACCCAGGAAAUCCGUAGCAGGAUCCAGAGAUGGUUCACUCUGAAAAGGAACUGA
Messenger RNA from Choloepus didactylus (southern two-toed sloth), 945 nucleotides. RefSeq names its product olfactory receptor 51V1-like. Gene Ontology annotation, biological process: G protein-coupled receptor signaling pathway. NCBI's taxonomy places the organism in Eukaryota, Metazoa, Chordata, Mammalia, Pilosa, Megalonychidae. Gene Ontology annotation, molecular function: G protein-coupled receptor activity; olfactory receptor activity. The transcript has a single exon. The record is from RefSeq and is a predicted model, not a curated record. Gene Ontology annotation, cellular component: membrane. Bases 1 to 945 code for a protein of 314 amino acids.